Molecule: messenger RNA, 663 nt
Organism: Varanus komodoensis (Komodo dragon)
Lineage: Eukaryota; Metazoa; Chordata; Lepidosauria; Squamata; Varanidae
Product: orofacial cleft 1 candidate gene 1 protein homolog
Exons: 6
Cellular component (GO): perinuclear region of cytoplasm
Source: RefSeq, a predicted model, not a curated record
CCCCAGAAGUUCCAGCAGAAGGCUCUGCAACAAGCUAAGCAGAAGAAAUCCAAGUCGGCUGAAUUUCUGAUGGGAAAAGAUGAGAGAGUUGCAGCAGAAGGGACUGCAAAUCCAGCUUUUAACAUCAGCUGCACUGAUCUUUCAGCAUAUCAGACUUCAGAGGAGGAAGUUAUUAGACAUGACAAGCUGGAUAGCACCCUUGCAGCUCACCGAGAGAAACGCAGGCUGCAAACCCGAAAUGAACCAAGAGGAAAUGAAUGCAGCAGAAAUUACUUUGACCCUCUGAUGGAUGAGGAAAUAAACCCAAGGCAGUGUGGGAUGGAGGUCACCAAAGAAGUGCCAGUCAAGUUGGACGAGAGACUCCUUUAUGACAAAUUGAUGACAUUUCUAGAUGAAGAGAACAGAAAGUUGGCAAUACAUGACACAGAUUUUGAAAAGAAACAUGACGAAGACACUUUCAGUUCAGCAUGGCCCUUCAGCGGUGACGAGACCUGUGAUCUUGCUAAGGAAGUUGAGGAUGAAGAAACUCUCACUUACACUGAACAAUUUGACAAUGAUGUUCAAGAUGAGAUUAUUCUUCUCAGCAAAUUUUCCUUGGAACAGAGGGUUGUCCAGAACAGUUUUUCGGGAGGCAAUGACAGUGGGGAGAAGAAGAAAUCAUAA